AUGCAUUUGAUAGAGACCGCAUUUUGCGAUAUCCAAUCUGAUCAGCCCCAUGUUCAGGAUGUCCUAAAAAAGUUGAAAUCAACGGACUUUGUCGCAUGGGAUGCCUCAUUUUUCGACAUCAUCGGACCGGAUGCAAAGCUCGAAAAGAUUCAGUCUUUCGAGGGCGAACCUCCUCGGGUGCACGAAGCACCUGCAUUUGUCCCAGAGACUAAUGAACUGUUCUUCGCUGAUACAAGCGAGGCAGGCUGGCUGUGGGCGGUCAACGUGGACACUUAUGAGACACGCAAAGUCGAGAUAUCCCCACCGCUUCCCAAUGUAAAUGGAGGGAGAUAUCACCAAGAACGACUGUACCUGACCACAAACGGUGGCCCAGCCCGAGGUAUUUACUCAGUUGACCCUCGCAACGGUACCGCCAUUCCAAUCGUGAACAACUUCCGCGGACGUCAUCUCAACAGUCCCAAUGAUCUGGUCUUCGACUCAAACUCGAAUAUAUGGUUCACUGAUCCUCCGUAUGGCUGGUGCCAGGGAUUCCCGGGUGUGCAGCCCCCCGAACUCCCCAAUGGCAUCUACUUUUUCAACACAAAGACGAAAGCCCUUCACUCCGUUUCGAACUCAGUUGUCACCACACCCAACGGCCUUGCAUUUUCUCCUGAUGAAUUGACCUUCUAUGUUGCCGACUCAAACUCAACCUCGGGCAAGCCGAUGAGCCAUUCUCCCUCCAGUUUGCGGAAUGUGUGGGCCUUUGAUGUUAAGGGCUCGAUAUUGAGCAACCCACGGCUGGUUUAUUCAACCGAAGCUGGCUGGCCCGAUGGGCUUCAAGUGACGCGUAAUGGAUAUCUGAUGGUAGCAGCUUUGGGCGGUAUUGAUGUCGUUGAUCCUGCGUCCGGGGCUCUUCUAGGAAAAAUCAACACCCCUGAUGAUAUUAUCUUCAAUUUGGAACGAGGGCCUCGUCAAGGAGAUUAUGGGAUGUGGCUGUUAACGGGGCGGGAUUUCAUUUACAAGGUCUUGAUACAGGAGCAAUAA
Molecule: messenger RNA, 1023 nt
Organism: Penicillium antarcticum
Lineage: Eukaryota; Fungi; Ascomycota; Eurotiomycetes; Eurotiales; Aspergillaceae
Product: SMP-30/gluconolactonase/LRE family protein
Exons: 2
Coding region: 1-1023 (340 amino acids)
Source: RefSeq, a predicted model, not a curated record